AUGCUCUCGCUGCGGCCCCUCUCUCGGGCAACACUUCCCUGCGCGCGGGUACACGCCCGCACUGCGCUACUGGUUGCGCCGCGGCUCCGUCCCCAGCCCUCUGCGCUACGGGUCGGGCUUGGGUUGCGGAGUAACGCCAGCCAGUCUGGGCCACACAAGCCUUCGCAGGGAUCCGAGAAGGAAGGCUCUGCUUCUGAAUCGACAUCGGGAAAGAAGGACGGCGCAAAGGAGCCGCUUGCAGACCAGCUCAAGCGCGCGUGGAAGACACCAACAAAAUGGAAGCCUAUUCCAGUCGCCCUCGAGGUCACGUCGCAGGGCAAGAACGGUGCAGUGAUCAAACCUACAAUCGAUGGACCAUGGCAGGUCCGCAUCCUCGGCGCGUUGCCGCUCCGCAGCAUGUCCCAGCUGUGGGGCUACCUCAACUCGCUCGUGCUGCCCAUGUGGUUCCGACCAUUCGGCUUCCGCUUGUAUGGGUGGAUCUUUGGCUGCAACCUCGACGAGUGUGUGCCCGAGGACUUGAAACAGUACGAGUCUCUUGGCGAGUUCUUCUACCGUGAGCUUAAGCCCGGCGUCCGCCCAAUUGCGGACGCGCCGCUAGUGUCCCCGUCCGACGGUCGUGUGCUUCACCUCGGCGAGAUUCGUGGCUCCAAGGUCGAGCAGGUCAAGGGCAUCACGUACUCCCUCGAGGCGCUGCUGGGUACCGGCGACUCGGCACAUGGUGAGCCCCUCGAGAUCGAGCGCCAGGACGCGUCGCCGACAGUCGGCGGCGGUGAGACCAGCUACGUCGAGGACGAGCACUUUGCAGAGAUCAACAACAUUCCAUACUCGCUCUCGUCGCUCAUGGGCAAGGACAGUGCCGCCGAGGUGCGCGACCAGCGCCACGGCAUGCCUGGUGACGAGGACUCGGGUAGCGAUGAGCACGACGCGUCGACUGGCCCCUCGGACAUUGCGCACGACACGCGCGUCGCUGCGCACCUCGGUCUCGGCGCACUCGGCGCGGCCACGGACAAGGACACGGAGAUCGGCAAGCUGCGCCCGGACAACAAGCUCUGCUUCAUCGUCAUUUACCUUGCCCCCGGCGACUACCACCGCUUCCACUCGCCGUGCGCGUGGGUUGUCGAGCGUCGUCGUCACUUCACCGGCGACCUGUUCAGUGUGUCACCUUACAUCGCACACCGCCUUCGCAACCUGUUCGUGCUCAACGAGCGCGUGGCUCUCCUCGGUCGCUGGAAGGACGGCUUCUUCUCCAUGAUCCCUGUGGGCGCGACCAACGUCGGCUCGAUCCGAAUCAACUUUGACGAGACGCUCCGCACCAACACCAAGGAGCGCUCGCACCCAGCCCACACCUUCACCGAGGCCGUCUACUCGCGCGCCUCGGUGCUCCAGGGCCAGCCCCUGCUCCCCGGCGAGGAGAUGGGUGGCUUCCGCCUUGGCUCGACGAUUGUGCUGGUGUUCGAGGCACACAAGUCGUUCAAGUUUGACGUCAAGGCAGGCGAGAAGGUCCGCGUCGGACAAGAGCUAGGGUCCGACACCCCCGCCCCUCCAAAGAAGUAG
This is a messenger RNA of Cutaneotrichosporon cavernicola, 1554 nucleotides long. RefSeq lists its product as uncharacterized. Gene Ontology annotation, biological process: phosphatidylethanolamine biosynthetic process. Bases 1 to 1554 code for a protein of 517 amino acids. The record is from RefSeq and is a predicted model, not a curated record. Gene Ontology annotation, cellular component: mitochondrion. The transcript has 4 exons. Lineage: Eukaryota; Fungi; Basidiomycota; Tremellomycetes; Trichosporonales; Trichosporonaceae. Gene Ontology annotation, molecular function: phosphatidylserine decarboxylase activity.